Messenger RNA from Aspergillus thermomutatus, 2286 nucleotides. Its product is annotated as alpha-galactosidase. Bases 1 to 2286 code for a protein of 761 amino acids. Gene Ontology annotation, biological process: carbohydrate catabolic process. The transcript has 3 exons. The record is from RefSeq and is a predicted model, not a curated record. Gene Ontology annotation, molecular function: alpha-galactosidase activity. Lineage: Eukaryota; Fungi; Ascomycota; Eurotiomycetes; Eurotiales; Aspergillaceae.
AUGAUGUGCACUGGAGAAGCUGUCCUUGCAGUCGGAUAUCUCAAGCGGACGUAUGGGCUAGCCUUUCAGUUCGAUGAAGAGCCUUUCCGACGCGUGCUUAUCUACGCUCUGAAAACUUGGAAUCUUGCCGCUAUUGUCGUCGACGGCAAAACCUUCGCCCUUAACGGCCUCAAUGUUUCCUACCGGUUCCACGUUGACGAGAGCACCGGCGAUCUGCGCUCUGAUCACUUCGGCGGCAGCGUCAAUGGGCCUAUCCCCGAUGACCCAGCUCCCAUAGUCAAUGGCUGGACUGGUAUGCCCGACCGCGUACGCCGCGAGUUCCCUGACCAAGGACGGGGAGAUUUUCGAGUCCCCGCCGUCCGAAUCCGCCAGUCACAGGGACAUACCGUUUCAGCUUUUCAGUACAAUUCCCAUACGGUGGUGAAGGGCAAGCCUGCGCUGCCUGGCUUGCCGGCGACAUUCGGUACAGAGGAGGAUGUCACGACGCUGGUGGUGCAUUUGUAUGACCAGUAUAGCGAAGUGGCGGCGGAUCUAAUGUACUCAAUGUUUCCAAAGUACGACACUAUUGUGCGCAGCGUGAGCAUCACGAACAAGGGCAAAGGCACAAUUUCGAUUGAGGCACUAGCGAGUUUGAGUGUGGAUUUACCAUGUGAGGAUCUUGAUAUGAUUGGGCUCAGGGGGGACUGGGCACGAGAAGCGCACCGACAGAGGCGCCAGGUGGACUAUGGCAUACAGGGUUUCGGAAGUACAACAGGCUUCUCAUCCCACUUGCACAACCCCUUCGUCGCCCUGGCGCAUCACUCUACAAGCGAGUCCCAAGGCGAGGCUUGGGGUUUUUCACUGGUCUACACCGGCUCCUUUGCUGCCAACGUUGAAAAGGGCUCGCAGGGAUUGACACGUGUGUCUAUGGGUUUCCAUCCAGACCAGCUAUCCUGGCCCUUGGCGCCAGGGGAAACACUCACCUCUCCCGAGUGUGUAUCUGUAUACUCAAAAGACGGUCUAGGGGGCAUGUCGCGAUCUCUGCACCGCCUGUAUCGCAACCAUCUUAUGAAGAGCAAGUUUGCUACGGACAACCGACCCGUCCUGCUGAACAGCUGGGAGGGUUUGUAUUUCGACAUCGACCAGGAGAACAUGUACCGCAUGGCACAGGAAUCUGCGGCGUUGGGUGUGAAGCUCUUCGUCAUGGACGACGGGUGGUUUGGCGACAAGUACCCUCGAAUCUCAGACGCAGCCGGUCUGGGCGACUGGAUUCCCAAUCCAGCACGAUUUCCCAAUGGACUCGCCCCUCUUGUCCAAGACAUCACCUCCUUGAAGGUUGCCAACUCGUCGGAGACUCUCCGCUUUGGUAUCUGGGUUGAACCUGAAAUGGUGAACCCGGAGUCCAGCCUCUACCGCGAACGCCCGGACUGGGUCCUCCACGCAGGCCCAUAUCCACGCACCGAACAACGCAACCAGCUUGUGUUGAAUCUCGCUCUACCCGACGUACAAGAAUUCAUCGUCGAAGCCAUCGCCAACAUCCUCAACAGCGCAGACAUCGGCUACGUGAAAUGGGACCAUAACCGGGCCAUCAACGAGACACCCUCCCCCGCCGCAAACCACGCAUACAUGCUUGGAAUGUACCGCGUCUUCGACACCCUCACAUCACGCUUCCCCGAUAUCCUCUGGGAAGGAUGCGCGUCUGGUGGCGGACGCUUCGACCCGGGGGUUCUACAGUACUUCCCUCAGGUCUGGACAUCGGAUGACACCGACGCCGUGGAACGUAUUUUCAUCCAGAUGGGUACCUCGCUAGUAUACCCCGCCAGUGCAAUGGGGGCACAUGUCUCCGCCGUGCCUAACCACCAGACAGGGCGAACCAUCCCGCUCACCUUCCGAGCGCACGUUGCCAUGAUGGGUGGGUCGUUCGGCCUUGAGCUCGACCCGGUGAAGAUCCUCCCUGAAGAGAAGGCCGCUGUGCCGGAGCUGAUUGCGCUGGCGGAGAAGGUGAACCCGGCCGUGCUCAAGGGUGAUAUGUGGAGACUUAACCUACCCGAGGAGUCAAACUGGCCUGCUGUGCUGUUCAUCUCGGACGAUGGGGCAGAGGCUGUCUUGUUCUUCUUUCAGCUUGGCCCGAAUGUCAAUCAUACGAUGCCGAGGGUGAGAUUGCAGGGGUUGGACCCGCUGGCUAUGUAUCGCGUCGACGACCAGGGGCCGUAUUCGGGCAAUAUGCUGAUGAAUCUUGGAUUGCAAUAUUCGUUCAGUACGGAUUAUGCCAGCAAAGUCGUCUUCUUGGAAAGGGUCAAUGUGUAA